This is a messenger RNA of Apaloderma vittatum (bar-tailed trogon), 837 nucleotides long. It is a transcript of the gene CENPQ, whose product is annotated as centromere protein Q. The record is from RefSeq and is a predicted model, not a curated record. Lineage: Eukaryota; Metazoa; Chordata; Aves; Trogoniformes; Trogonidae. The transcript is spliced from 8 exons. Bases 1 to 837 code for a protein of 278 amino acids.
AUGAAACGCUGCCGCGCAUCUCCCAGUAAAAUGGGGAAGGUCACUGGUGGGGGAUCGGCAAAAAAACCAAUUAAAUCGACGAAUCAACCAGGGCCUUCCAAGAAAAAGGAAAUAGAUAGAGAAGGAAGAAAACAAGGUCAAAAAAGAAAGACAGCCAAAAGGAAAGCUGAGGAGCACGAGGACUAUUCCCCUCCAGGAGAAAAAGGUUCUUCAAAAAAGGUGAAGCUAACAAGUGCUAAAAUAGGGUCUUGGCAGCCUCUCUCCGAGAACAGUAGGCAGUUUCUGGAAACUGUAAUGAAUUCAGUAAUGCUAUCUGUGUUGUGCCAACAUAGUUCAAGAAACGAUGAUGUUCCCAAGCACUUAAAUUUACUGAAAGAAAGGGUGCUGAGAGUUUUCAAGACAUCAAAAAUGCCUCCAGGGAACCUGAGAAACCUGAAGAAUGUCCCGAGCCUUCAGAUGGCAGAGAAGCAAAUGCUUGAGACAAAUGAAAAGACUUUGGAACAGUUGCAGGAGGAAAUAACUGAAGCUGUGAGAUCAGCAGACCGCAUUGAAGAAACUAUACAGCAACUGCAGUACAAAAUCCAGGUGCUCAAGAACCAGUUAGAGGAAGAGGAAAAGAAGGCCAGGAAGGUAUUGCAGGAAAAUGGCAGCGGAGCACUCCACCUUCCAGAACUCCCCAAGCACAGCUUACAAGCACCCACUUUGCAGGAAGAAAUUUUGAAGAUAAAAAAUCAGGAUGGUCUUUUAAGGGAUAUGAAUGCUAUUCAGCAGUCAGCUGACAUGAAGAACAUGUUAACCCUUAUUGAAAAGACCUAUGAGAAGGUGGACUUCCUUUGA